Solanum pennellii is the source of this 572-nucleotide messenger RNA. RefSeq names its product auxin-induced protein 15A-like. The coding region runs from base 94 to 345 and encodes 83 amino acids. Lineage: Eukaryota; Viridiplantae; Streptophyta; Magnoliopsida; Solanales; Solanaceae. The transcript has a single exon. The record is from RefSeq and is a predicted model, not a curated record. Gene Ontology annotation, biological process: response to auxin.
ACCACCACAACACUCAGCAAACAUCAAAGCUUUCUCUGCUUUUGAGUUCCCUUACAGUCCUUUUUUUCUCAUCAAUACUAAAACUAAGAGAUCAUGGCUAUUCUCCGUAUGAUCAAGAAGUCUUCUGCAACUAGAGAUAUUCCCAAGGGCCAUUUUGCUGUGUAUGUUGGAGAGAUGCAGAAAAAGAGAUUUGUAAUUCCAAUAUCAUUCUUGAGCGAACCUUUGUUUCAAGACUUGCUUAGUCAAGCCGAGGAUGAAUUCGGCUUCGAACAUCCAAUGGGCGGUGUUACUAUUCCCUGCAGUGAGGAUUUGUUCAUGGAUCUCACAUCUCGAUUGAGGAAGUGAGAAGGAAACUAGUCCCCAUUUUUUUUGUCACACAAUUUUGUAUAGCUGUAGUAAGCCAGGAACUCCACUGUGUACAGUUGAGAGUUAGAAGAAACACUAGCUAGACUAGUAUAUGUUUUUUUACUUCAAAAGAGAUUGAAGUAAUGAAACUUUUUACUUCCAUACAUUGAAUGUAAUCGAUUCAUUGCAAUAGAAACUUUUUGCCUCUCUACCAGUUGAAUCUUUUA